CGGAACGCAAACCAGUAGCGACCAUGGCUUCCCAAACACUCCUGGGCGUCCUGACGGUGGCGAUGAUGGGGGCUGUCUCCCAGGCAGCGCCUCCGCACCUCAACGGCUCGCUCCCCUUCGUCAUCGAGCCUCGCGUCAACUUCGACGACACGUGUAGGUGUGGGCAGAAGGCCGCCCCCAGGAUCGUGGGCGGGGUGACCACGGGCGUGAACGAGUGGCCGUGGCAAGCGGCGCUCAUGUACGGCUCGCAGCAGUUCUGCGGCGGAUCCCUCAUCAACGACCGAUACGUCCUCACCGCCGCCCAUUGCACCGAAAGCAUGAGAGCGUCUGACCUGACCAUCCGUCUGGCCGAACACAGGCUGAGCACUUCCUCAGAGACCAGUGUUGUGAGCAGGUCCGUGUCUCAGAUCAUCGAGCAUCCGGACUAUCAGCCGGGUAACGAGAUUAACGACAUCGCUCUCAUCAAACUGUCGUCGCCAGUCCAGGUGAGCGACACAGUGUUGCCAGUGUGCAUGCCGCCACCCAACCCCACAUACGCCGGCAAGACGGCCACUGCCACAGGUUGGGGAACCACCAGCUCCGGAGGCUCGUCUUCAGACACACUCAGGGAAGUGGACGUCACGGUGCUGUCCAACACCGCAUGUCAGUCCAACAGUUACGGAAGCGCCAUUAAGGACACCAUGUUGUGCGCCGGAAGCACAGGCAAGGACUCGUGCCAGGGAGACUCCGGCGGCCCUCUGGUGUUCAAGGACGGAGGCGGAAACUACGACCAGAUCGGCGUGGUGAGCUGGGGCUAUGGGUGCGGAGCCCGAGGCUACCCCGGCGUGUACACCCGCGUCAACAGCUACCUCGACUGGAUCAGGACCAACACAGCCGAUGGCGUUUACUGCAAAGGAAUGGUUUUCUACUUGCGCAUGGCUAUAGAAAUGACAGCAAAAACACUUGGAGAGUUAAGAAUGAAUGUAGUUGAUACCAUAAGGAUAACUACGAUAAAAGUAAUGAUGAUGGCAACCACGAUUAAAGUGUUGACAGUGAAAAGACUCGUCGGUGUAUAUAAGGCCGCCUUGUCGGAACGCAAACCAGUAGCGACCAUGGCUUCCCAAACACUCCUGGGCGUCCUGACGGUGGCGAUGAUGGGGGCUGUCUCCCAGGCAGCGCCUCCGCACCUCAACGGCUCGCUCCCCUUCGUCAUCGAGCCUCGCGUCAACUUCGACGACACGUGUAGGUGUGGGCAGAAGGCCGCCCCCAGGAUCGUGGGCGGGGUGACCACGGGCGUGAACGAGUGGCCGUGGCAAGCGGCGCUCAUGUACGGCUCGCAGCAGUUCUGCGGCGGAUCCCUCAUCAACGACCGAUACGUCCUCACCGCCGCCCAUUGCACCGAAAGCAUGAGAGCGUCUGACCUGACCAUCCGUCUGGCCGAACACAGGCUGAGCACUUCCUCAGAGACCAGUGUUGUGAGCAGGUCCGUGUCUCAGAUCAUCGAGCAUCCGGACUAUCAGCCGGGUAACGAGAUUAACGACAUCGCUCUCAUCAAACUGUCGUCGCCAGUCCAGGUGAGCGACACAGUGUUGCCAGUGUGCAUGCCGCCACCCAACCCCACAUACGCCGGCAAGACAGCCACUGCCACAGGUUGGGGAACCACCAGCUCCGGAGGCUCGUCUUCAGAUACACUCAGGGAAGUGGACGUCACGGUGCUGUCCAACACCGCAUGUCAGUCCAACAGUUACGGAAGCGCCAUUAAGGACACCAUGUUGUGCGCCGGAAGCACAGGCAAGGACUCGUGCCAGGGAGACUCCGGCGGCCCUCUGGUGUUCAAGGACGGAGGCGGAAACUACGACCAGAUCGGCGUGGUGAGCUGGGGCUAUGGGUGCGGAGCCCGAGGCUACCCCGGCGUGUACACCCGCGUCAACAGCUACCUCGACUGGAUCAGGACCAACACAGCCGAUGGCGUUUACUGCAAAGGAAUGGUUUUCUAGUCUUGCCACUCCUGCUCUCACGACCACCAGUCUCGGACGUAA
Molecule: messenger RNA, 2018 nt
Organism: Penaeus vannamei (Pacific white shrimp)
Lineage: Eukaryota; Metazoa; Arthropoda; Malacostraca; Decapoda; Penaeidae
Source: RefSeq, a predicted model, not a curated record